Molecule: messenger RNA, 1547 nt
Organism: Aedes aegypti (yellow fever mosquito)
Lineage: Eukaryota; Metazoa; Arthropoda; Insecta; Diptera; Culicidae
Product: chitinase-like protein Idgf4
Exons: 3
Coding region: 137-1462 (441 amino acids)
Biological process (GO): carbohydrate metabolic process; chitin catabolic process
Cellular component (GO): extracellular region
Molecular function (GO): chitin binding
Source: RefSeq, a predicted model, not a curated record
CUCCGAUCAGUUUGCCGUCGUAUGUCUACCAUCUAGCAACCUAUAGUGAGGAAGUGCGCGCGUUCACGAGAACAUAAUAAGAAUCAACCGGUAGUGUUUUUUUUUUUUGUGCCGCUGCUGUUGACUUCAAAGUGUCAUGGGGCUGAUCAAAUCAGCUGUGACUGCGGUUUGCCUGUUGGGGGUGCUUCUGGCCCCAACCGGCUACAGUCAGUCCACGGCCAAGGUCCUCUGCUAUUACGAUGGAGCCAACUUCCUGAUCGAAGGUCUCGGCAAGGUAUCGCUCACUGACAUCGAAGCUGCCCUGCCCUUCUGUACCCACCUGGUGUACGGUUACGCCGCCGUUGAUCCCGAUUCCAACAAAGCCGUUAGCCGCAAUGCCAACCUCGAUCUGGACACCGGCAAGGGUAACUACCGUCAGGUGACCGGACUGAAACGCAAAUUCCCUGGACUCAAAGUUCUGCUGGGAAUCGGUGGCUACCGCUUCUCGGCUGCUUCGCCAAAGUAUUUGGAACUGCUGGAAUCAGGUGCUGCCCGGAUCACUUUCAUCAACAGCGUUUACUCGAUCGUGAAGGCGUACGACUUCGAUGGAAUCGAUCUGGCCUGGCAGUUCCCACAGAACAAACCCAAGAAGGUUCGCUCCUCUCCGGGUAAGUUGUGGCACGGAUUCAAGAAAGUGUUCACCGGCGAUAGCGUCCUCGAUGAGAAGGCCGACGAACACCGUGAAGAGUUCACCGCCUUGUUGCGUGAAAUGAAGAAUGCUUUCCGUUCGGAUGGAUACCAGCUGGGAAUUACCGUCCUGCCCCAUGUGAACGCUUCCAUGUUCAUGGACAUUCCUGCGAUUGUCAACUAUCUGGACUUUGUCAACAUUGCCGCCUACGACAUGCAAACCCCAGAACGCAACAAGAAGGAAGCCGACUUCUACGCGCCUAUCUAUGAACUGUCUGAGCGAAUCCCCGGAAACAACGUCGAUGGUCUGGUGAAGGUUUGGUUGAACAGCCACGCUCCCGCCUCAAAGCUGAUCGUGAGCAUCCCAACGCACGGCCGUGGAUGGAAGAUGACCGAAGAUUCUGGCAUAACUGGAGUUCCUCCAUUGGUGGCGGAUGGAGCUUCCCCAGCGGGAACUCAACUGCAGCAGGAAGGAUUCUACUCGUGGGCUGAAACCUGUGCCAAGCUGCCGAACCCGAGCAACACGGCUCUGAAGGGUGCCGAUGGUCCUCUGCGCAAGGUCGGAGAUCCAACCAAGCGAUUCGGUUCGUACGCGUUCCGUUUGCCCGAUAGCAAUGGAGAGCACGGAAUGUGGGUUACCUAUGAGGAUCCGGAUAGUGCUGGCAACAAGGCAGCUUAUGUCAAGGCCAAGGGAUUGGGUGGAAUCGCUAUCAAUGAUUUGGCUUUCGAUGACUUCCGUGGUAGCUGUGCUGGAGAGAAGUACCCGAUCCUGCGGGCUGCCAAGUACAGGCUGUAGGCGGUGGGGUUUGAGGAACCAGUGAUUUUUAAUUUGUUAGAUAUAUGUUAACUGCGUAAUAAAUGAUGUUGAUACAUUGAAACAA